This is a messenger RNA of Mercenaria mercenaria, 3548 nucleotides long. Its product is annotated as DNA ligase 4-like. The transcript has 20 exons. Gene Ontology annotation, biological process: double-strand break repair via nonhomologous end joining; DNA biosynthetic process; nucleotide-excision repair, DNA gap filling. Gene Ontology annotation, cellular component: DNA-dependent protein kinase-DNA ligase 4 complex; DNA ligase IV complex. The record is from RefSeq and is a predicted model, not a curated record. Bases 122 to 2878 code for a protein of 918 amino acids. Lineage: Eukaryota; Metazoa; Mollusca; Bivalvia; Venerida; Veneridae. Gene Ontology annotation, molecular function: DNA ligase (ATP) activity; ATP binding; DNA binding.
AGGUAUAAAAGGUCAUUGUUUACACUGGCGAAAAUUGCUGAAUCUUGUUUUUCAGUUGAAAACAAGUUAAAUAACCAUUGUAUUUGGUAUUUCUGUUCAGCAGACCCUUGAAUUUUUAACCAUGGACGAUGACAAGCCAGAUUUACCAGCUGUCACGGUUGCAUCAAAAGUCCACUUCUCAGAACUUUGUGGAUUGCUGGAGAAAAUUUCAAAAACUCAAGGAAAUGAUAAGAAAAAGAGAAUUCUUAAAGAUUUCAUUGAUCAGUGGAGAAAAUCCCACCAAGUACUGCAUGGAUCAGACAAAACCACAGCAGAUUCAUUUUAUCCUGGUAUGAGGUUGCUGUUACCACAUUUAGAGAAAGAGAGAGUUGCCUAUGGUAUCAAAGAGCAUAUGUUUGCCAAAUUGUUGAUAGAGGUGUUGUGUUUGGGAAAAGACAGUCCAGAUGCCCACAGACUUCUCAACUACAAAGCUCCAAGGACUGCUAAAGCUGAUGUUGGGGACUUCGCUAGUGUUGUUUAUUUUGUGUUACAAAACCGAUGUCCAAGUCGUGGGACCCUGUUUAUCCAGGAAGUGAACGACUGUCUUGAUGGUAUAGCAACAAACAAUGCGGCAAAGAAAAAAGAUGCUGUACGGAAACACAUUGUAAAACUGAUUACAAACAUGUCUGCUCUAGAACUGAAGUGGCUCACUAGAAUGAUUGUCAAGGAGCUGAAGAUAGGACUGAGUCAGUCAUCAGUAUUGUCUGUAUUCCAUCCUGAUGCUGAAGAAUUCUACAAUGUUAACAACAAUUUGGAAAAGGUUUGCAGAAUGAUGCAUGACCCCUCAGUGAGAAUCCAUGAGAUUGGUAUAUCCGUGUUCUCACCCUUCACACCAAUGCUUGGUGAGAGAGCUUCACCUGAUAAGGUUGAGAAAUUAAUGGAAGGGAAGCCCUAUUAUAUUGAAACUAAAUACGAUGGUGAAAGAAUGUUGUUACAUAAGGAUGGUUGUGAAUACAAGUUUUUCUCUAGAAGUGGCAAUGAAUACACUGGUAUAUUUGGAUCUAAUCAGUUUGAUGGCACCCUGACACAGUAUAUACAUGACCUCUUCAAGCCAGACAUCAAGACAUGUAUCCUGGAUGGUGAAAUGAUCUUGUAUCAUCCAGAGACACAAACCUAUGCAACCAAAGCAAUGAACACAGAUGUGAAAUCCUCCAAUAAAGACGGUUUUCAGCCGUGUCUACAUGUGUUUGAUAUUCUGUUUCACAAUGAUAAAGUUUUAACCAACCUUCCCCUGAAGGAAAGGGUGAAAUACCUCGAGAAAACCUUCAACACUCAGGAGGGCAGACUUAUUAUCAGUGAACACAAGGAAGCUAAAACCAACCAGGACUGUGCCGAUGCCCUGAAUGAAGCUAUAGAUGGUCGAGAGGAAGGUAUCAUGGUUAAGAACCCGGAGUCAGUAUAUAGACCUAAUACCAGGAAAGGGGGAUGGUUCAAGGUUAAACCGGAGUAUGUUGGAGGUUUAAUGGAUGAGUUAGAUGUAUUGGUUGUGGGAGGAUAUUUUGGUGUAGGACACAGAGCAGGUAUGAUGUCUCACUUCCUGUGUGCUGUAGCUGUACCACCAAAAGAAGGAAAUCAACCGGAACUAUUCUACUCAUUCUGCAAGAUAGGAUCAGGUUAUUCCAAGAAAGAGCUCCAAGACUUCAAUGCUAAGCUGGUAGAUCAUUGGCAAGCAUUUGACAAGAAAAAUCCACCUAAGUGUAUAGAGCUAGCAUCUGGCUUCAAAGAGAAACCAGAUGCAUGGAUAGAACCUAGCAAGUCAGCCAUAGUACAGAUCAAAGCAGCUGAGAUUAUUGACAGUGACAGAUUCCGUACAGGUUUUACAUUACGAUUUCCGAGAGUAGAAAAGUUCCGAGAUGACAAGGAGUGGUAUGACUGUAUGACUGUGGAGGAGGUUGAACAACUCAAACAGAAAUCAGGAGGAAAGUUGACAGGAGGUUAUGUGGAACUUGGGGAAGAACAAGAACCUGCUAAAAAGAAGAGAAAGAUUGUAUCUCGCGCAGUGAGGCCCACCUUGGGUAGUCAAUUCAGGGCUGCUGACACUUCUUCUGUACAACAGGUUUCAAAGCUGCUAGAAGGCAGGGAGAUAUGUGUAAUAAAUGGACCAUCCUCUUGUUCAAAACAAGAAUUGGAAAAGAAAAUUGUAGAACAUGGUGGAACUGUAGUACAAAACCCAGGUAUUGACACAUAUUGUGUAGUGGUGGAGAAGAUUGUAUUCAGGGUAAACAACAUGAUUAAAACCAACCAUUAUGAUAUUGUAAAAGCUGAAUGGUUAAUAAGAUGCCUAGAUGCCAAAACAUUGACACCUUGGUCACCAGGAGAUAUGAUAAAUGUUUCUGAGAAAACCAUGAAGUUAUUUCAGCAAGAUUUUGAUGAGUAUGGUGACAGUUAUAUAGAGGAAACUACACCAGAUAGACUAGCUGAAGUCCUCGCCAAAGUAGAACAUGACCCUGAUGAUAAGCUCAGUAACACAGAGAUAGCAGAACUUGAAGAUAAAUAUUUCCCCGAUGAAUCACCAUAUGGUCUUUUGAGAACUUGCAAAAUCUACCUCGACAAUAAUUUAGUACUAGGUGAUAAGUCUACACAUAUCAAAGAUAGCAGUUUGGAUUUAUUAGCGCUAGAGUUACGUUUCUUUGGAGCAGAGAUAUCGAAUAAACUCACAUCAGACAUCUCACACGUCAUGGUCGAUGAAAGUGAUCUCAGUCGGCUGGCAGAGUUGAAGAAAGAGCGUAGAACUAGACACAAGAAGUUCCACAUUGUCACACCAGCUUGGGUCAAACAGUGUAUGGAAGAAGGCUCAGUCAUCAAUGAACGUGCAUUUGAACCCGUUGUUCCAUCCUGAAACACUUGAAGAAGAUACUCUAUCACAACACAAAAGCAGAUUUUGUAGAAGAAGUAGUGCAAUUUGAUGACAUACAUUUCAAAUGUUGAUUGACAAACUAUUGUUACAUGUUGAUUACCGAUCGGUAUAACUCUAAUACUGUUAUCUGUUAGUGUUGUUUCUACAAAUUUACUAAAAACCUAUACCAUAUCAAAGAAAAAGGCAAUGAAAAGCCUAUAUUCAAGGCACAUUAUUCAUUUCUAAGGGACCAGAUUUCUAUAUGGAAGCUUAAAUGCUUUCCCUCCGAUUCAGUCUUACUUGAUCAAUUUGUUUAACUUUACAUCAAGUAGUGGAAUAACUUAUUCCAUGAAUAGUUUUACUUUAAAAAUUUCUUCUUUGUUUAAAAUAGAGAUACAUUAAAAAUUUCAAGUAUGCAGUUAUUAAAGCCAAAAGGACUUUGACCACUGGAAAACAAGUAUGUUACCUAAUAUACUCCUUACCAAGCAGUCAAAACAAGCAAGAAACAAUUUUGCAAGGAUUAUAAUUGAUGUUAGAGUUUAGGAACACACAAGUUUCACCUGAAUCAUGCCUACAUGGUUUCAUAACAUUGUAUUGUGAUCAUUUGUCACAUAUGUUAAUAUGCCAUGUGCCAUUCUAUUUAUUUAUAUCAUAAUAAAUCAUCUGAAGUUUU